Molecule: messenger RNA, 1833 nt
Organism: Trichoderma citrinoviride
Lineage: Eukaryota; Fungi; Ascomycota; Sordariomycetes; Hypocreales; Hypocreaceae
Product: seven transmembrane receptor, rhodopsin family
Exons: 3
Coding region: 52-1791 (579 amino acids)
Biological process (GO): transport
Molecular function (GO): transporter activity
Source: RefSeq, a predicted model, not a curated record
CCGGCUCUCCCCCAAAUUUCCGAAUCUUCAGAGAGUCGCGUCGUCGCCAUCAUGCCGGAUCAUGGCACCGGCCAGAAGUUCACCACUGCCACCACGAUAGUAGCAGGCGUUGCGUCAGUGGUCGCAACGGUGUUAUCAGUAAUCUCGAUAUGGCUCCAGGCAAAGAACUAUCGCAAGCCGCUGCUGCAGCGCUACGUCGUCCGCAUCCUGCUCAUGGUGCCCAUCUACUCGAUCGCGUCGUGGACGAGCAUGGUGUCUCUGCGGGCUGCCGCCUUCGUGGACCCGAUCCGAGACAUCUAUGAGGCGUUUACGAUAUACACCUUCUUCCAGCUGCUCAUCAACUACCUGGGCGGCGAGCGUGCCGUCAUCAUCAUGACCCACGGCCGGGCCCCGGUGCAUCAUCUGUGGCCCAUGAACCAUUUUCUGCCCAAGGUGGACAUCUCGGAUCCGCAUACCUUCUUGGCCAUCAAGCGAGGGAUCCUUCAGUAUGCGUGGCUCAAGCCUAUCCUAGCUCUCGCGGCCAUCAUCAUGAAGGCUACAGGCACCUAUCAGGAGGGAUAUAUCGGAGCCAAGUCCGGCUACUUCUGGAGCGGCAUCAUCUACAACAUCAGUGUCACCAUCAGCCUGUACUCGCUCGGGCUGUUUUGGGUCUGCAUGCACCGCGACCUGAUACCGUUUCGGCCCGUCCCCAAGUUCUUGUGUAUCAAGCUCAUCAUCUUUGCCUCCUAUUGGCAGGGAUUUUUCCUAUCAAUCCUUGUCUGGCUCGGCGCCAUCCCCGACGAUGUUCAGGGCUACACUCGCGACAACCUCGCCGCGGCUAUACAAGACGCUCUCAUCUGCGUGGAGAUGCCUAUCUUCGCCGUAGCUCACUGGUAUGCCUUUUCCUGGCACGACUUUGCCGAUAAUCGCAUUCAGUCGGCUCGCAUGCCACUCAACUAUGCCAUCCGGGAUGCCUUUGGUAUCAAAGACCUCAUUGAAGAUUCCAAGGAGACGUUCAGGGGAGACAAAUACGGCUACCGGAUAUUCGACUCUGGCGACAGGAUCAUGGCCCACGAAGACUCCAGGUCAAGAUACGCUCGACUGCAGGAAGGCAUGCGGUACGAACGGGGUGGUAAGGGGAAGUACUGGAUUCCGAAGCCGGGAGAGGUGAACGCCACAUCUCCAUUGCUGGGCAAUGGUAAUGGAAAUGGAUCAUCCAGCUCCGCUCGAGUUGACCAGAUGAAUGAGAAUACCCACGGUACCUUUGAGGAGCCAGAGAUUGAUCCUGAUGAGGAACACAUAUACGCCAAGGCCCGGCAGCUGGAAUUCGGCGAUUGGAAUUACCCAGUCAUCACUGCGAGCGAGCCACUGAGGGAACGCUAUGCGUCCUGGGCAAGCAGAUCGGAGACCAGAAUCUUAUCCUCCCCAUCACACACCUCACAGCAGGGACGUAGUAGCAGCAAAGCAGCCAGCUCAACACAUCCAUCACACCAGCACGGCCAACAGUCUGAUUCUGACCAGUUACCCCCGGUGGUUGUCAUCAAGAAGAAGAAGAAGUCGAAGAAGGCUGCUGCACCACCUCCCGAACCAGCCCCGGCUGACUCGCCAUCGACAUCUGACCACGAAGCUCAAAGCAGCGCCAAAGCAGCAACAGCAGCAUCACAGGGCUACGACGGGUACCAAAGUCCCGCCGCGAAGGACAAUGACACGCCAUGGGCCUCUGCCGAACACGAAGAUGAACACCGCCAUAGCCCCAGUUACCAGGUUUCUGACUCUGACGAGUUCCGCAACGUCUGGGACGGCGAUAAAUAAAACUACAGUAGCAGUCGGUGUAAAUUUCCGGUUCGCCGUUUG